This is a messenger RNA of Drosophila innubila, 10007 nucleotides long. RefSeq names its product unconventional myosin-XV (gene Myo10A). The coding region runs from base 242 to 9439 and encodes 3065 amino acids. The record is from RefSeq and is a predicted model, not a curated record. Gene Ontology annotation, cellular component: cytoskeleton; myosin complex. The transcript is spliced from 14 exons. Lineage: Eukaryota; Metazoa; Arthropoda; Insecta; Diptera; Drosophilidae. Gene Ontology annotation, molecular function: protein binding; cytoskeletal motor activity; ATP binding.
AGAGUAACACAGUUAACAGAACAACAACAACAACAACAAAGCAACAAUGCAUCAGCCAGCAGCUUGAAACUUUGUGGGCAACCCUCGCAAUUUCCCCCUCGACUCCGACCCCAGACGACGAGAAGAAGACACGACAAUUGAAAGCAACAACUGGAUAAACUAAAAGAGAAUCGAAAAUAUUUAUUUAGAUAAAUUGGAUUUAACUGAGAGAGAUCUUGAAGAGAGAUCUUAGGAUUGCAGCAUGGAUUGGGCCGAAGGGGAUUUGGUUUGGUUCGAUCCUGGAGUGGGACAUCCCAUUCCUGGUGAGAUCCAGGAAGUUCAUCGCGCUGCCCAAGUGAUUGUUGUCCAGGCCAUGAUCAAGGGCAAGGCACAAACAUUUGCGCUGCAGCCGGGCGAGGGCAGUUUGAGAGCACGCCAGGAUUUGGGCAGCAGCGGAGUGGAGGAUAUGACACUGCUCGACGAUCUGCACGAGGCGUCGCUGCUGUGGAAUCUGCGAUUGCGCUAUGACAAGGGAUUAAUCUACACGUUUGCCGGCAGCAUAUUGAUUGCCGUCAAUCCGUACAAAAUGUUCCCGGAUGCCUAUGGCCUGGAGGUGGCUAAACAGUAUGCCGGCCGUCCAUUGGGUGCACUACCACCCCAUCUGUUUGCAAUUGGAGCGGCGGCACAUGCGGCACUACCAUCACCUCAAGUUGUGGUUAUAUCGGGUGAAUCCGGUUCGGGUAAAACGGAAUCCACAAAACUGGUAAUGCAGUACCUGGCAGCGGUGGUACCGGGCGGUGGUAGUGCCUCAGCCGUCAUUACUGAGCAAAUUUUGGAGGCAGCACCAUUACUGGAGGCCUUUGGUAAUGCCCGAACCGCACGCAAUGAUAAUAGUUCAAGGUUUGGCAAAUAUUUGGAGGUUUAUUUCAAAAGUGGCGCCAUUGUGGGUGCCAAAAUUACGCAAUAUUUGCUGGAAAAGUCAAGAAUUGUCACCCAAGCACCCGGUGAACGCAAUUAUCAUGUGUUUUAUGAAAUGUUGGGUGGUCUAAGUGAAAGUGAAAGAUCCAAAUACGGUUUACUCGAAGCGGACAAGUAUUUCUAUCUGAAUCAAGGUGCUACGGAUUGUGCUUCGGGUCGGGUGGAUUGGGCAUCACUUUUGAGUGCCAUGCAAGUCUUGGGCGUUACAGAGGGCGAACGUGAGGGAAUUGUUCGCGUUUUGGCAGCUGUACUGCAUUUGGGCAACGUUUAUUUCCAUCGCCGUCAGCUGCGUCACGGACAGGAGGGAGUGGAAAUCGGUUCCGAUGCGGAAAUCAAAUGGGCCGCACAUUUGCUGCACAUCAGUGCGGAGGGAAUGCAUCGUGCUCUCACCAGUCGCAUCACGGAGGCAAGAGCUGAACGGCUGCACACUCCUUUAGGUAUUGAUCAAGCGCUGGAUGCGCGCGAUGCCUUUGCCAAAGCCUUGUACGCAGGACUUUUCAAUUGGCUCGUUUCCCGCAUCAAUUCGAUAGUACAGAAAGCGGGCACUCACGAUGCACAUCGCAUAUCGAUACUCGAUAUUUUUGGCUUUGAGGAUUUGGCGGAGAAUAGCUUUGAGCAACUGUGCAUCAACUAUGCCAAUGAGAAUCUGCAGUUGUAUUUCAACAAACAUGUAUUCAAAUUGGAGCAAGCGGAAUAUGCCAGGGAACGUUUGGAAUGGACACCAUUGGCAUGGGAUGAUAAUUUGCCAGUUAUACAUUUGCUGGCUAAGAAGCCCGUUGGCAUUUGUCAUCUGCUCGAUGAUGAGUCCAAUUUUCCGCGUGCCAGCGACUUGAGUUUUCUCGAAAAGUGUCAUUACAAUCAUGCGUUGAGUGAACUCUACGCGCGUCCACGCAUCGGAGCCCAGGAAUUUGGUGUUACACAUUAUGCGGGACAAGUUUGGUAUUGUGUGGAUGGUUUUUUGGAUAAGAAUCGCGAUGCUUUGCGCGGUGAUGUCUUGGAACUAUUGGCCACCUCACGUUUACAGCUGGUCAGUGACCUGACCAAGCAGCUGCGAGCACAAAGGGAUGCCGGCAAGACCCUACCAAAGGGUAGCAACGGUCGUUUUGUGACCAUGAAACCGCGUACGCCUACAGUGGCUGCCAGAUUUGCGGACUCAUUGCAGCAAUUGCUGCAAUCGAUGGGACGCUGUCAUCCCUGGUUUGUGCGCUGCAUUAAGCCGAAUCAGGAGAAGCAACCCUUGCGCAUGGACAUGCCGUGUGUACUGCAACAGCUGCGAUAUUUGGGCAUGCUGGAUACCAUACAGAUACGUCAGCGCGGUUAUCCGGUGCGUUUGCGCUUCCAGCAUUUUGUGGAGCGUUAUCGGCAUUUAUCGGGCUCGCCAUUUUCGCGUGGUACACCCUAUCGCGAAUUGUGCCGCUUGCUGUUGGAAGAAAUGCCGCGUACGGGCGUUGAAGGGCCGGAUUAUCAGCUGGGUGCUACGCGCGUGUUUCUCAGGGAAGCGCUACAUCGCGCCUUGGAAAGCGGACGCACGGAACGGCUGCGUCAGGCGGCGGUGCAUAUACAGCGUCAUGUGCGCGGCAUGCUGGUGCGUCGUCAACUCCAGAGGCGUCAGGUGGCCGCUGUCAAAUUGCAGGCACUGUGGCGCUCGCAACGCCAGCAGCAACGCUAUCAACGCUUGCGUCAUGGCGCGCGUACCGUGCAACGUUUGUGGCGCGGCAAGCUGGCAAGGAAACGCGUACAGCAGCUGCGCUCCGAUCAUCGGCGCAGGCAGGAGGCUCGCGAGGCGGCGCAGCGUGCGCGGGAGGCCCGGGAGGCCAAACAGGCGGUCCUCGAGCGCAGUCAAUUGAGCUAUCUGGAUAUACCCGCCGAAUUGGCAUUCAUCUAUUCGAAACUGCAGGGCUGGCAUCCGCCGCACAGUGAUCGUCAUCUCGUCAAGGUGCUGGGCACCGUGCCAGGUCCUCCUUUGGCCAGUGCACAACUGCCCGCGGAUCUGGCACAGUUUAGCUUUGGCAAGUUCAGCAGCGUCUACUGCAACGGAUUGAGAUUGCAGCCACGUCGGGAACCGAUUACGGCGCCACUGCUGACACGAGCUGCAUCCCGGGAUCAGGAUUUCCAGGAUGCUCUGGCUGUAUUUAAAUUGAUACUGCGCUGGAGCAACGAUAAGGCGCUGGAGGGCGAGGGCGCCAAGGAGAAGCUACUUUCCGAUUAUAUAGUGCACAAGGCGUUGAGCUCGAGAGGAUUACGUGAUGAGAUUCUCGUGCAGCUCUGCAAUCAGCUGCAUGGCGCGGAUUCGGUUUUGAGUACACGUCUCUGGCAAUUGCUGGGACAGUGUUUGUGUUGCUUCCAGCCGAGUGCGGCCUUCAGUAAAUACCUGUUGAAAUUCAUCACUGAUGAGGGACCAGCUCCGCCCACUCGCCAGCUGCUGCAGCGUCAGCUGUUGCGUCAACAGAGCGCCGGAGGAUCGGCAGGCGCAUCGUCCUCCAGGAGUUUUGUGCCCUCCUGGCUGGAAUGGCGUGCCUGGUCAAAGGGCUGCGAUAUGGCUUUACCCUUGACACUGCCGGAUGAGGCCAGUCAAACGGUCGCUGUCGAUUCCUGGACUAGUUGCGAGGAGGCGGCCGCCUUGGCGGUAUCUCAACUGGGCGUGGCCAGUCGCGGUUGGACUCUGGUGCUGGACGAUGGUCAACAGCUGACGGACAGCUGUGGCCUCGAUUAUGUCAUGGAUCUGAUUGCCGAGAAGGAACUGUGUCCCGCAUUCCCUGCGCCACGCAGUGAUCUACUCCGUUCCGGCGCGAAAUUCACGCGCACCACUUUACCGGAUGCGGUCAAACGUCCGGGUGUACCGCCACCGGCACCGCCCACAAGCGCUGGCGUGGCAGCAACAGGAGGAGGAAUAGGAGCAGCUAUAAGCAAACGGGAGCAACUGGAGGAGCAGUUGGAGGACUCGGCGCCGCAGCGUCGCAGCAGUCGGGAAUUGCUCUCGCGCAGUUCGGCGCUGAACGAGCGUUACUUUGAGCGCACCGAGGAGCCGAUAACACCGCAUCUGCUGCCCGGAGCACAGUCCAAGUCGCGUUCCAAGUCGCUGGAUGAUUUGCUGGCUGGCGAUAUGGGUAGUCAACAGUUGCCGCUGCCGGAUAGCGAUUCGCAGGAGUCGCCAUUGCACUCGCAUGCCUUGGGUCUGUCCGAGAGUCGUCUGAACGAGCGUUAUCAUUCGGCGGAGCGACUUGCUCCGAUGGGCAAAGAAACCGCGCCGCGUUAUCAAAAAUCUCAGCAUGCCGGACGAAGAUCACAUGCGGCCUCACAUGGCUCCGCACACUCGAGUAAAUAUAAUAUGGAUAAAUCGGAGUAUGCGACACGAUCCUCGGCCAUGUCGGACACGAGUGAAGCGCCCUCUCUGGCCUCGCAUGUGAGACGCGUGCGUGUGCCGUCCCAGGCCUCGGAUGUCGAUCAGUUUCUGGAUGAUUUGUUUAGUCCCGUGCUGGAUGGUUCACUCGAUGAGCUCUCCGAUGCGCGCUCCUUGGCAGCCAGCAUACGUGGAGGUGCUCCUCAAAAUCUAGCUGAAUUUCUAGUGCAAACAAUGGAUGAUACGGACGAUGAUUUGGCUGAUGAUUUGGAUGAUUAUCUUCUAGCACUACAGUCUCCACAGCAGCUGGUGACGGCCAUUAAAGGUGGCGGCAGUACCGAUCAUAGCAAUACAACGGCCGCUGAUCCUCUACUGCAUCAGCUGAUGCAUCAAUUGCCCGGUGCCGAGUCACCUGAUGCUGCCCCCGCUGCACUCUAUCAACAGCAGGUGCAACGCGCCUUUCUUCAGUCCGCCAUGGCGCAGAAUCUGCAAAUCCAACAGCAGCUGCUCGCUCAGAAUCAGGCACUGCAGACCCUUCUCAGUCAGCAGGCAACCAACAGGGAAUCCAAUGGCACUUCGAAUUCGAACUCGAAUGCAGCUCCCUCAGCUGCGCUGAGCAUUUCGCCUCCUCCGGCGCCAUCUCCGCUCCGACUGAAGAGCACGGCGCUGAUGACGACGACAACGAGGAGCAGCAGCUUGGUGCUGGAGGCAACAACGUCAGCGUCAACUUCGGCGGUGGCACCACCGCCUCCACCGCCACCGCCACCAAUGCCGCCACCACUCGAAAGCAAGGAUCCAUCGGAGACACGUCAUUUCCUGGAUCCCUAUGGACGUGCCAAGACGGUGAGGAUUGGCAAAUGGCGCUGGCCGCCACCGCAAGGUGAACCACAAUUCCAGACCGAGGAGGAUUUCUUUGCCUUCAAGCUGCGACAGCAGCAGCGGAAAACGACGCCGACGCAGGCGCAGCAUACAACGGCCAUUGAGUGGGAGGAAUUUGAAAUAGAGGAGGAGGAGCGAAGAGGAGCUGGCGUUGGAGGCGCUCGAAGAAGCAGCAUGAGAAUUGAGAUGUUGAACUCUCGAGAUGUACAAGAUUCAAUGACAGCAACAACAACGACCACAACAACAGCAACAUCAGCUGCAACGGCAGCAACAUCAAAUACAAAAUUGGCUAAAAAGAGCUUCGAAAUUGGCGCUGAUCGUCCGCCUCCGGGCAGUGUUGGCAAGCUGAAGCUCAGCUCGGAGAUGCGUCAACGCUUGGAGCAGGUGACAGCGGGUCAUUCGGUGCGUUCCACAGUCUCCAACAAGUCGGAGCAACGUGCCCAGCCCGCCAAACUGGAGGAUACACGCAAAUUGAUGCUGCAACAGCAGCUGGGCGGUCUCUUUGCCAGCGUCAAUGCGACCACAACGACGACAACGACCAUGAUGGCACCACCAGCUGAAUCUCUGGCCACGGUGCGCACCCAGAUAGAACGCAUGGAGGGACAAUUGUCACCGACUCCGAAUGUCGCCGGUUCGUGGCCGGGAUUAAUGCUGCCGCCGGCGCCGAGUGUGCCAGCACCGCCGCCGCCAAUACGACCGCCUAGCAUGGCACCGCCAGCACCACCGCCGGCACCACAAUCGCCACCAGGGCUGCAGCAUCAGCAACUACAGCAAACUCCCGAGCCGACGCCGGAUUAUCGACAGGAGCAUGUACCAUCAUUUAUACAGCGUCAGGAGCGCGAUACCUUUGGUGCAGUGCAUCAUCAUCUGCAUCAUCAGCAGCAGCAACACCAGCAGCAGCACCAGCAGCAACAGUUGUCGUUGCAGCAGCAACAGUUGUCGCUGCACCAGCAACAGAUGUCGCUACAUCAGGAUCCGGUUUGGGAUCAGGAAUUGCAAACGGAACGCGAACGGUCGCGUAGUCGCAGUCGCUCUAGGGAUCGUGAGGAUUACUCCGAGUCCGUGUGGGAUCGUGCCGAGGUCGAGGGACCGGCUUCGGGUAAUGGCAGUGGCAGCGAGAAGGAGCGCGAGAAGCGGGAACGCGAGAGGGAGCGACUGUACGAGCUGCGUCAGGUGGAGCGGGAGAAGGAAAGUCACAAGGUGUAUCAGCCAGCGCCGCCGAGAAUUAUACAAGCGAAUCUGGAGACGACGGGCGGCAAGCGGGAGCGGGAGCGAGAAAGGGAACGAGAGAGGGAGCGGGAACGGGAGCGGGAAAGAGAACGCGAGAGAGAAAGAGAACGAGAGAGAGAUCGAGAGCGAGAACGGGAGAGAGAUCGCGAGCCGGCCACCUUCCGCACUCACAUGGCCCAGAAAUACGAGCACGAGCGGAAGCGCAAGAGUUCCGCCAGCUCCGGUGGAGUACGGGAGGAACUACACGACUCCUCCAUGUCGCCAGUGGUGGUACCUGCCCCAGUGCCGCCCCCCGUCACGCCCACAUCAUCCGCAACGGCAACGGGCAACAACUCUGCUGUUGGCCUAGGAACGGUAGCUGCAGCUGGUUCAGGACUUGGAGCCGGUUCGACCGCCUGUCUCACCUACAAUCGGGUGCCCUGGAAGCUCCGCGUGCGCAAGGAGGUCUUUCAACCGCAUGAGGCGAUUGGUCCGCCCGUGGCAUUGGAUCUACUUUUCGCCCAGGUGCUGAGUGAUGUGUUUGGGGUGACACCCUGUUUGCGGAUAACGCCGCAGGAGAAGAACGCCGCCUUGAAUAUGCUGCAUGGGCAUGGCGUAAGUGUGGACACACUGGCCGCACCGCGCAGCCAACAGGUGCGUGCUCUUGUCAAGCGUCAUCUGGUGGAUAUGGCACGCGAUUGGCCGCUCUACUUUGCACGACUCUUUGCGGUACAGGGUGCUCCGCUUUAUCCCGAUGUUUCCAUCAUGGGCGUCUCGCACAGUGGCCUCUAUUUGGCCCGUCGCGAUGCCGAUUAUCUGAUUGUCGUGCAGGCCAUUAACUUUGCUGAGAUCCAGAAUGCGGUCACCCUUCCUCGUCCCGCUGCCCUGCAGCUCAAUCUGCGCAAUGGAAAGCACCUGGCGUUGCAUGCCACACGCGCUGCCGCCAUUCAGUCCAUGAUCACCGGAUUCGUCGCCGAGUAUCGCAAGUCCCAAUCGAAGGCCUCGACACUGUCCUCGGGAGCUCGAGCUGCCGCCCAGACAUUGAAUGUGCCUCUGGAGCGUUUGGAGUCGCGUCAAACUCAACAUGGCCAACAACGCAAUGAACACGGCCAUUCCAAUGGCAACGAUGCGGCUGAGCAGCAGUUGGUGGAGCUGCAUCAUCAUCAACAGCAGCAGCAGCAGCAACUGCAACACCAGCAACACCAACAUCAACAGCAGCAACAUCAGCUGGAGGAUGCGGCAGAGGAGCAACAAUUGUUGGAACAACAACGUUAUAUGAAACAGCAAAGUUAUUUGCACUCGGCACGCAAAUCAAAUGCUGGCCAACAGCCAAAUUCCCUCACCAAUGGCCAACAGUUGCAGCAGCAACACCAACAGCAACAGCAACAUCACGAUCUUGACGGCAGCAAUUACAUGCAGGACGAGAGCAAUGGAGGCACUCCCCCCUCAGUCACCAAGUAUUCCCUGCUUCAGUUCGCCAUGCAACAUUUCCGCAAUGAUCAAUUACGCGAUGCUGAUCGUCAUCACGAACGACAUCAAUCGUCGGCUGCAAAUCGCUCGUAUGCGGAGCUCGUCAAGUGGCAAGGUCAUGCCAUCAGGUUGCCACUGCUCCGACUGCCCAAUGAUCUGGCACCUCUGGCGCUCGAAUGCUUCGAUUGCAUUUUACGCUAUUGCGGGGAUAUACCUCUCGAUCCCGAGCUCACCGAGGUCAAGUGCGUUUACACCGUGCUAAUGCAUUGUCACAAAUAUCUGGCGCUACGGGAUGAAGUCUACUGUCAGCUGAUGAAACAGACUACAGCGAAUCGUUCACCGUGUCCGGAUAGUUCGCAACGUGCCUGGCGACUGUUGAGCAUUUUGGCCGCCUACUUUGGCUGCUCGGAUGCACUGCGUCCGUAUUUGAUGGAGCAUCUGACAUCGGCUGCCUCGGAUCGUCGUCGUUCGUGCCAUGGCACCGCCGCCGUUUGUCUAACGAAUCUACGGAAGACGGCACGUUGUGGCGGAAGAAAGAAUGUGCCGAGUGUGGAAGAGGUGACGGCUGUAUCGGCGGGACGGUCGGCAAGACGACAAAUCUAUCGGUUGCCAGGUGGUGCAGAGCGUGUGGUGAACACACGUUGUUCCACGGUGGUUGCCGAUGUCAUUGCCGAGCUGUGUGCACUACUCGGCGUGGAGUCGGAGGCGGAACAGCAGGAGUUCUCGCUAUAUUGUAUUGUGCAGGGAGAUGCGUUCACAAUGCCACUGGCAGCCGAUGAAUAUAUACUGGAUGUGACGACGGAAUUGCUGAAAUCGGGACAACCGUUCUAUUUGAUAUUCUGUCGAUCCGUUUGGCAUUUUGCACUGAAACGCGAACCGGCUCCGAUGCCGCUCUAUGUGGAGGUACUCUUCAAUCAGGUGGCACCCGAUUAUCUGGAGGGCUUGCUGCUGGAAUUACCGGGUAAUGGAGUACCUAUGCCGGAGAUGGUACGUGACAUGGCCCGGAUUGCAGCACUACUGCAUCGUGCGGCGGAUUUGAGUCAUGUGCCAGCCAUGAAGGAGAUUAAAUUCCUGUUGCCCAAGCCGGCAUUGGGUAUACGCGAGAUACGUCCCGCCCAGUGGGUGGGAUUGGUGCAAUCCGCCUGGCCGCAGGUGGUCAAUCUCAGUCCCGGUCAGGUGAAGGCACAAUUUCUGAAUGUCCUUGCCACCUGGCCGCUCUUUGGCAGCAGUUUCUUUGCCGUGAAACGCAUCUGGGCCGAGGAGGGCGCCGGUCCCCAUGUCGAGGAUAAUAACCAUAGUCCCAUGUGGCGCGAUCUGAUUCUGGCCUUGAAUAGACGCGGAGUGCUAUUCUUGGAUCCAAAUACCCAUGAGACGCUGCAGCAUUGGAGCUUCAUGGAGGUCAUCUCUACGCGCAAGGUGCGCUCGGAGGAUGGAGCCCUGUUUCUGGACAUGAAGGUGGGCAACCUGAUGCAACAGCGCGUUAUUCGCGUCCAGACGGAACAGGCUCACGAGAUCUCCCGAUUGGUGAGACAAUAUAUAACCAUGGCGCAGAUCAGUCAACGCGAUAAGCGGGAGCUUAACUAGAAGAAGAAGCAACAACAACAACAGCAACUUUAAGAACAACAACAACAACGAACAACAUUUCGAAUAUGUUUAUUAUUAUAAUAUUAUUAUACAUUAUACAUUAAUUCCCGCUACAUUUUUUUUGUCAUUCUCUAAGCUAAGCAUAUACCAUCUUAUAUAUUUAUAUAUAUAGUCUGCCCAGAUAAUACCUAUAUAUAGAUCAGGGGGAAUUCUUCUUCUUUUUGCUGGCACGUCCCGUAGGCCAUAUUAAUAUUUUCCCUUCCCUCCCUUCCUCGCCUCCUUCAAUACAUCACAUUCCAAUAUAUGUAUUUUUAUAUUUGAACAAUUUUUGUUCUUAUCUUAAGUAACAAUGUGCAAUCUCUCCUCUUCUCUCUCUUACUUUAUUUCUCCAUCUAACUUUUUUUUUCUAUAAGCAACUCAGAUAUUGACACACAUUUCUAUUAGCAUUUAAGCAAAUCUUUUAUAUUAUAUAUAUAUACAAUGUAUUUUUUUUUUUUUGAAAAUUUGUUAAACGAAAUUCGAAGAUUAGUUUAAAACCUGAUACAAAUAAACUCCAUAUAAUAAUUAA